Messenger RNA from Cladophialophora yegresii CBS 114405, 1263 nucleotides. RefSeq lists its product as uncharacterized. The record is from RefSeq and is a predicted model, not a curated record. Lineage: Eukaryota; Fungi; Ascomycota; Eurotiomycetes; Chaetothyriales; Herpotrichiellaceae. Gene Ontology annotation, biological process: dephosphorylation. Gene Ontology annotation, molecular function: phosphoprotein phosphatase activity. Bases 1 to 1263 code for a protein of 420 amino acids. The transcript has a single exon.
AUGGCACAUCCCACCACCAUCGAUCCCGCCGACAACGAGGCCCCACAACCAGACCAUCCCUACCAGCCCUACAUGGACACCGCACCACCACCCAACGCGGGCCUCUCCGACGCCAACGGCAUGCCUCUCACAGAACGCGAGAUCGAGUCGCUUGAGACCCAAGCCCGCGCCGAGCGAGAAACAACACCCGAGCCCAAGGAUUUCAACAUCGCGUUCCCAGAUAACCUGCCCACCCCGCCGUUCUUGCACGUCGACGGCGUGCCCAACUUCAGAGACCUAGGCGGGUAUCGAUGCGCGCCUCCGACAGAGAUGACAAGCGGUGCUGCAGACGGCGAGGGCAAGGUAACGUACGUCCUGCGGCGAAACCUGCUCUACCGCUGCGCGCACCCCACGCACUUGACGCCGCAAGGCCUUGACUACCUCACAAACACACUGAACGUGCACGACAUGUACGACCUGCGAUCCGCACCCGAGAUCGCGCGCCUCGCCCACACAGUCGCGUCAAGUGGCCAAGCGAUCUAUCCCCUCGCGGACCCGCAGACGGGCUGCCUCCGCGACAACCUCCCAGGCCUCACGAGGCACUUCGUCCCCGUGUACCAGACCGAGGACUACGGGCCCGUGGCCCUGGCGCGGAAGCUGCAAUGGUACACGGCCGAACAAUCAUUCAAUGCGGGCCACGACUUCCCCUACAGCGAGGGCUUUGUGCGCGCGUACCGCGACAUCGCCACGCACGGGGCGGGCGCCUACCGCGUCAUGUUUAGGCAUUUACUCCGCUCGCCGACUGCCGCUCUGGUCUUCCACUGCACGGCGGGCAAGGACCGGACGGGCGUCUUUGGCGCGCUGGUCAUGAAGCUUGUCGGGGUCGACGAGGAGACGAUCUGCUGGGAGUACGCGCUCACGGAGCCCGGACUGGGGUCGUGGCGCAAGGAGUUCAUCGAGCGGAUCAGCAAGACGGGUCUGGGUGGUGGGGGCGGGAAGGCUCACCACGAGAAUGGCGAUGCGGCCGGUGCCCGCCCCGCAAUCUCGCGCGACGAGGCCGCCCGUAUCUGCGGCAGUCGGGCCGGCAACAUGCGCGCCUUUCUGCGGACCGUGCUGGACGGCGAGUUUGGUGGUGUCCAUGCCUAUUUGACGGAUCGGUGCGGACUUACGGCCGAGGAGGUGCAGAGGUUGCGGGACGCGCUGAUCGAGGAGGUAUCCACGGAGGAGGUGCUGGCACGGGUCGAGAUUGAGGGCUGGACGGCCGAGGAGGGUUGCGUGGAUUAG